Messenger RNA from Peromyscus leucopus (white-footed mouse), 1643 nucleotides. It is a transcript of the gene Cotl1, whose product is annotated as coactosin like F-actin binding protein 1. Gene Ontology annotation, molecular function: actin filament binding. The transcript is spliced from 4 exons. The record is from RefSeq and is a predicted model, not a curated record. Lineage: Eukaryota; Metazoa; Chordata; Mammalia; Rodentia; Cricetidae. Gene Ontology annotation, biological process: regulation of actin filament polymerization. The coding region runs from base 172 to 600 and encodes 142 amino acids. Gene Ontology annotation, cellular component: plasma membrane; actin filament; site of polarized growth.
GUCCCGGCGCGCGAUCAGGCUCCGCAUUAGCCGCAGGCGCCUCUCUGAGAAAACGAUCUAGUAGAUCUGAGUGGCCGUCAUCCACCCCCCAACUCGCUCUCAGCGCCGGCUCGACCCUCGCAGCCAGUCAGGGGCGCGCUCACUGGCUCCGGCAGUGUCCUCGCGGCGGCCAUGGCCACGAAGAUCGACAAGGAGGCGUGUCGCGCGGCGUACAACCUAGUGCGGGACGACGGCUCGGCAGUCAUCUGGGUGACUUUCAGAUACGAUGGCGCCACCAUUGUCCCAGGCGAUCAGGGAGCGGAUUACCAGCACUUCAUCCAGCAAUGCACAGAUGAUGUCCGGCUGUUCGCCUUUGUGCGCUUUACCACCGGUGAUGCCAUGAGCAAAAGGUCCAAGUUUGCCCUCAUCACGUGGAUUGGGGAGGCCGUCAGUGGUCUGCAGCGAGCCAAGACGGGGACCGACAAGACGCUGGUGAAGGAGGUGGUCCAGAAUUUUGCAAAGGAGUUUGUGAUCAGCGAUCGGAAGGAGCUGGAAGAAGACUUCAUCAGGAACGAGCUGAAGAAGGCUGGAGGAGCCAAUUACGAUGCUCAGACAGAGUAGCCCCAGCCCCACACCCCAGAGCCAUCUGCCUGCUCCACCCAGGAGGAGACUGCCACCUCGAGUCACCAGCCCACCAGGGAGGAGGAGCCAUGAGAGGCGCCGGCGCCACCAGUGUGUGCAACCCCCUCCCCUGCCCCCCCUGCCCCCUCUGCCCCUCUCUUCCCUCUGUGGCCCUCUCAAGCUCACUAAGCAUCAUUAUUUGGUACCUGCCCCCUUUUUUGUUCUUUAAAGAAAAGUCAUCUUGGUGCCAGGGUCAUGCACACCAUCAAAUCCCAGGUGCCUCCAUCAGUGGCCCUUGGCCUGGCAUUUCCCUUGCCCUCACUGUGGCCUGCCUGAGCUGAGCCACCCUGGCCUCCAGUUGCUGGGCCCUGGCCUGGGUACCACCCCAGCUUGCCUUGGCUGUUUCCUGCUCGCCCUAUGCGGGCCGCCCAUGCCAGGAGCUGUGCACACCCUACAGCCUUCAUGAGCUCACACAUGCUCCUCGGAACCCCUAGACAUGGCUCCAGGCCCCACCCCCACCCCGUUCAGAGUGGCCUAAGCUAUAAGUCUGGUAGAUGCUGCUUGGCAGUGACAGGUUUAGGUCUGGCGUGGACCGAGUACAAAGUGACAAUUUGCCUUAACUCUUGCCUGGCAGUGGCUCUGCCAUGUGGUCUAAACUACCCUUUUGGCGAAGUCCUUCUGAAGUACGAGAGGUCUGAGUCCAGCUGUGGUGGGGAGUGCAGGGUCAACCUCAGGGCCUCCCAGGGUGACGAGGAUGGAAAGGCCCCCUGCAAACAGGGGAGCAGGCACAGGCCUCACGGCGGCACCUGGAAGGCCGUGCUUGGAAUCUUAGUCUGCACCACAAAUUCGAAAAGAUGGCUUUGUUUGCUUUUAAAGAAAGCUGAGGCGGGCUUGGCUCCUCGUGAGCGCGUGAAGAUGGUUCUUUUCCUUUCUCUUGGCUCUUUUCAUUUUGGGGAAGAAGACUGCACUGGACUGGGCUGUGAGGACCAUCUCUGGCAUUCCAACAGUUUACAGAAAUAAAUGUGUUUUUCAAGAAAAACAAA